Molecule: messenger RNA, 3500 nt
Organism: Heterocephalus glaber (naked mole-rat)
Lineage: Eukaryota; Metazoa; Chordata; Mammalia; Rodentia; Bathyergidae
Gene: Ankrd60
Product: ankyrin repeat domain 60
Molecular function (GO): protein binding
Source: RefSeq, a predicted model, not a curated record
UGCCCGGACCAUGCAGCGGGUGGCAGGGGUGGGCGGUGCCCUCGAGCUGGCUGCGGGCGGACGGGUGUCCCGGGCCGUGCAGCCGCCCUCCUUGAAGGCCUCCGGGCACGCGGGCGGACCCAGCCGCUGGCCAUCGCCCCGGAGGCCGUGCCUGACCUGGUCCCCGUCGUCCUCUCCGUGCGGAUGAGGCUGGAGGAGACCGGGGAUAUGUUCCGACUGGCGAACUGCCUCAGCGACAUCACCGUGCGGGAACUCAAAGAGGACCUGGACCUGGCGGCCGGCAUCCCCUUCAACCUCCAGCGCCUCCAAUACCUGGACCAAGGAGAUUUACUGGACAACAGCACCCUAAAGUCCCAGGACAUCCUGCCUGGGGGUAUUCUUUCUCUGUGUGUCUGGCACUAUGAUGGUUGGAUGGAUCUGGUUGUGGCGGCAGUGGAAGGAGACCCCAGUAAGCUGUCCUGUCUCGGGAUCACUGAAGAUUCUUUCUACCGAACUGCGAAUUCCAGCCAUCUUGAGGGCAACAAGUGGAGGCAGUGGACAUCUCAGAGGGCCUUUGUGGUGCUGUACAUCACCUCCCACAGAGGUCAUUUAGAUGCUGUGUGGUACCUUCUAGAACAUGGAGCCAGCUGCCGCCGCAGGUCCCCGGUGGGCAGGACGGCCCUGCACGUGGCCUCAGCCAUGGGCCGCCUGGACUGCAUCACACUCCUGCUGGAGCACGGGGCCUCCAUCCUCGACAGGGACGCCCACGGGGAGACACCCAUCGCCCUGGCCCGCCACCUGCAACACCAGCAGAGGGAGCGACACAUGUUCCUCCUGCACUGGAUGGCCAGGUCGGGGGUAAAGGGCCCCAGCGAACUGACCGUGAGGAGGUUCUUCAGACAGGCAGCUCUGGGUCGGGCUGCGCGGGGACCCCAAAACAGCUCCCCCCAAAAGUCUGCCUUUCCAGAGCCCGGCCCCCGCUGCUCAUCAGAGUAGGAAAACAGCUCCUCUGAGACACACGUGUGCUCUCCUGUUUGCCAUUCUUCAGGAGGUGUUGAUGAAAGAGGUGUUUGUGUUCAUUCAGUCAUUUGUUACAGACCUCACCGCUGAUGCCUGGCGUUAAUUCUAAGCUAUUUGUACAUUGUGUCCAAUCACACUGUUAGGGGUGAUGGGAAACCAGUUACCUUCUCUCCCUUCUGGAGCCUGUCUAAUGCAGCAGCAUAACACGAGUAAUAACAAUAAUGAUAAUAGCACUAUUGUUACUGCACAAAACAAGUGCUGCAGAUGUUGGCAGGUCCUGCAGAGUGGGCUGGGAGCUCCAGUGGUGAAACGGAGAAUGAAAGGCUCCCGUGGCUGGUAAUGUUCCAGAAGUUUGGCUGGGCCACCUUGGAGAGAUGGACUUACAUAAUGACGUGGGGGCUGAGGUUCUUCUGAAGGGCCCUUGUCACCCUGGCUGCGGGGCGACUUGCUGGUGUCAGGUGGCCCCUCUUCCUGUUGUCCCCAAGCAGUGCUCCCAUGGGCUCUUUUUCCUGCCCGGCUUUCCCUCGGGCAGACCAGCGCCAGCCUCUAUACCGAACUUAGGCGGUCACACAAAACCUUGGGCCAGGGCCACUUGCCGGGAGGGAGAGGGCUGGGCCCAGCUGCAGCUGAAAGCUGAGCCACAGAUGGCGAGGAGCUCUCCCGUGGGACUGCUGUGCAGUCACACUUGAUGUGCUUCCUUGGAGAAGUGCCAGGCACAACCCCAGUUCCCCAGGGGUGGCUCACAGCCUGGCCCUGUGGGGUGACCCGUAUGGCCCCUGACGCCGUGUCCUGACAUCUUCCGGGGUCCGGAUUUGAGGCAAAGGUGCCUUCAGGGGGGCACUCUGCCCAUCACGUGGUGGGAGUGACAUGAACCCUGCUGCCCUUCAUUCUGACUUACGUCCUCGUAACCAGAUUCAGCUUUUAAAUUCCUGGGCCGUAUUUCCUGCUGUCAUAGCAAGUGAGAUCUGUGUGGACGAUGUCUCUCACGGUCUACGUGGCUAUGCCCAGCUCAGCAACCUGUUUGACAAAUAGUAGGAAAAAAAAUAGUUCGGCAUCAAUGAUGUCAAAACUGAGAUCCUGCCUUUGGCAGGUGGAUGUGAUCCAAUGUCAGUAGGCAGAUAUUAAACAGUCCAAGCCGGCAGGCUAGUUCAUGCAGCUAAUGAGCAGGUGCCGGGUGAUGUGGGCACCCUUUAACUUAACCGGGGGCAUCAGUCCUGGUCGUGUGUCUGCCAUGAGCACAGCUCUGCUCUUUGUUGGGAGAGCCAAGAGCCUGGCACUUGGACACACAACUCGGGGCGAGCACCGCAUGUGCACACGCCCCUGAUUCAGGUAGACACUGGUGAGUUAAGCGUGCGCAGGGCAUUGGAACACACUCCUAGCACCUGGGGUCUGGGGUGUAGCUCAGUGGGAGAACACUUGCCUAGCACAUGCUGGGUCCUGCAUUGCAGCCUCAGCACGGUAAAAGCAAAAGCAACAAUCAACAAUCCAACCCUCCUCCCUCAGCACUGUAUCUGUGGAACUCAGCCUGUGUCUCACACAGCCACAGUGGCAGACUUACCACGACCGCGCCAGCAGGCUGAUCAUGUCAUCGCAAACUCUUAAAGGAUCGCUGUCACCGUUACACACUGCUCAGAAACACAGAAGCCUGGGGUUGUAAGCAGCUGAUGUGUUACGCUCUUUUGGAGCUAUUUUCUGAGAGAGAUGUUGGUAUGGAAGGUGCUGUGUGCCGCACUGGCUGCCCCACAUGCGGCCUCUCUGGACCUCUGAACACCGGGGUCCUGGGCUCCCCCGGGGCCGUCAGCACUUUGCCUUCUCUCCUUAGCGGGGUAUAGUGCAGGGCAGGGCUGCUGCCACUGUUCCUCCCUCUGCACAGGCCUGGAUGCACCCCGGCCGGUGCAGCUUCGCCCCCCCGGGGUCCUUUCAGCACAGAGAGGGCAUCCUUUGGGUGGCCCCUCAGGACUGUGGUACCGCUUACCCUGCAUUAAGUUAUCCUGGAACCCCUUUCAAAUUGCUCUCAAUGCCUUUAUUAUCAACAUAGAGCAAGUUCGUGUCCAGCACCUUCAGAUGCACAGCGAGGGCAGACUUCUGUGAGCAACAGUGCUUCUUGAGCACUAAAUAGGCUCCUUCUUAGUCCGUGGUGGGACAGUUGUGUGUCCCUAGGGCUGCCAGCCAUCUCCCACGGACCAGCACACCCAUGGCCCGAGCCCGCCAUGCCGUGGGAAAGGCCUGGCAUUGCAGUCCAGCAGCUCCGGCUCCGAGUUCUCCUCUGUAUGUAGUUUUUUUUUUUUUUGGUACUGGGGAUCGAACUUGGGACCUCGCGCUUGCAAGGCAGGCGCCAGAACCACUGAGCUAAAUCCCCAGCCCUCCAGUUCUCCUCUGCCAUUGGCCAAGCACUGGCACCUCUCAGGUCCCAGUUUCCUCCUGUGUCAUAUUCGGAUAAUAAAUCUGCCCCCUGUUGUCACUGGAGGGAAGGAGUGCCUGGUACUGGACAGACUUGAAAA